Molecule: messenger RNA, 2878 nt
Organism: Cannabis sativa
Lineage: Eukaryota; Viridiplantae; Streptophyta; Magnoliopsida; Rosales; Cannabaceae
Product: pentatricopeptide repeat-containing protein At1g31430
Exons: 4
Coding region: 618-2549 (643 amino acids)
Biological process (GO): RNA modification
Molecular function (GO): protein binding; RNA binding
Source: RefSeq, a predicted model, not a curated record
AAAAAAAUAGAGAAUGUAAUUGAAGCCGACAACCCAACCCAAGAGAACACACUCCAUAAAAUGGGUCGAAGAGGGCAACUCUAACCAGGCCAAAGCCCAACAACCAUUUGGAGUGAGAAACGGGCCAGGCCCAAUUAUUCCCUCGGCCUCUCUCAAGUCCUCUCCUCUCCUCCCUCUGAAACUCAAAGCUGACCAAUGGCCAUGUUUUUGAUUGUCGAAGCGAACUCCUCCUUGCUCCAGCUUCACCACAUCAACGGGUUAAGCUAUGAGCUGUAAAAAAAAAAACGUAGAAUUGACACUUCUUAGAGACUAUAAAUUAGAGAAGAAAAUUUGAUUGAUAUAGAUUAUGAACCUUUGGAGCCCACUAUAGAAUCAGGCACACAUUUUUUUUUUUUUUAAAAAAAAUAUUUAUCUAUCAAUGGUUGAGUUUCUUGAGUAUUAUCUUUUUGACAAUGUUUCUGUUAUUUUGAUAUUUGAAAUUAGAUUGGAACACUAAAAGAAAGCUGUGCUGAUGUUAUUCUGCUUGAUUGGAAAAAAGAUUGGUAGUUUCUGUCAAAGACUCAAAGGAGCAAAGGAAGCUAUUUGCUUAAUUGAGAAUUUCUAAGAAAGAAAUGUAAAUGUUUGUCACUAAUUUGUAUCACUGGAGUUCUCUCAAAAUCCUAACUUCAACAAAACUCAACACAUCACAUUCACAUAACAUUUUUCGAUCAUACAAUUUCGUUUCUCGCUGUUCUUCCUGUGCCUCUCACCUUUUCUCAACAUUCUCUUGCAAAACCAGUCUAAACGAACAAUCAUGCGUGCAAUAUAUUCAGAGGUGUGGGACCUUGAACCAGCUCAAACAAAUACAGACCCAGAUUUUCAUGGCCGGAUUACACCAAAGUAGGGGUCCUAUCAACAAGCUCAUGGCCUUCUGCACAGACCCAUCUCUUGGUAACAUGGGGUACGCUGAAAAGAUAUUUGAUUUCAUUCAAGAACCAUCUCUGUUCAUUUACAAUGUUAUGCUUAAAGCUUUAGCUAAACAGGGCAGCUUCAAAAGAGUGGUUUGGCUUUUUAAUCGUUUAAGAGUGGUUGGCUUGUGGCCUGAUAAUUUCACGUACCCAUAUGUUCUUAAAGCAAUUGGGUCCCUGGGAGAUGUUCAAGAAGGAAGAAAGGUUCAUGGGAUUGUGAUUAAAACUGGGCUUGAGUUCGAUACGUAUGUAUGUAACUCCCUCAUUGACAUGUAUGCUCAAUUGGGUGAGGUUCAAUUUUUCACCAAACUGUUUGAGGAAAUGCCUCAGAGAGAUUCUGUUUCUUGGAAUGUCAUGAUUUCUGCUUAUGUUAAGUGUAGGAGGUUUGGGGAUGCUAUUGAUCUUUUCAGAUGUAUGAGAGUAGAGAGCAAAGAAAAGCCAACUGAAGCUACUAUUGUGAGCACCCUAUCCGCUUGUACAGCGUUGAAAGAUAUAGAACUUGGUAAGGACAUUCAUGAUUAUGUUAGAAACAACCUUGAUUUCACUGUCAGAAUCAACAAUGCAUUAUUAGAUAUGUAUGCCAAGUGUGGUUUUUUAAUCGACGCUCGAAAGAUUUUUGAUGAGAUGCCAAUGAAAAAUGUCAUCUGUUGGACUAGUCUGGUUUCUGGUUAUGUACACUACAACAAGUUGGAUGAAGCUAGAGAGUUGUUCGAAAGAAGUCCGUUUAAAGAUGUGGUGCUUUGGACGGUUAUGAUCAAUGGAUAUGUACAACACAAUUGCUUUGAUGAGGCAAUUUCUCUAUUCCAGGAGAUGCAAAGACAAAGAGUGAAAGCAGAUAGAUUUACAGUGGUUUCUCUCCUCACAGGUUGUGCUCAGUUGGGAGUAUUAGAACAAGGGAAAUGGAUUCACGGCUACAUAAACGAACAUGGAAUCAAAAUUGAUGCUGUUGUUGGCACUGCUCUAAUUGAAAUGUAUGGGAAAUGCGGGUGCAUCGAUGAAUCUCUGGAAAUUUUCGAAGGAAUAAGGGACAAAGAUACAGCCUCUUGGACUUCAAUUAUUUGUGGACUUGCCAUGAAUGGGCAGGCAAACAAAGCACUAGAGUUUUUCUCAGAAAUGAAAAGAGUUGGCAUUAACCCUGACUAUAUCACAUUUAUUGGUGUUUUAAGUGCUUGUAGUCAUGCAGGUUUGGUUGAAGAUGGCCGCCGGUACUUCCACUCUAUGACAACUCUGUACAACAUUGAGCCAAAGUUAGAACACUACGGGUGUCUGAUUGACCUUUUCGGUCGAGCUGGACUGUUACAUGAAGCAGAAGAGUUUAUAGAAAAGAUCCCAAAUGAUAAUAUUGAGACUAUUAUUCCACUUUACGGUGCAUUGCUUAGCGCUUGUAGAAUCCAUGGAAAUGUUGAGAUGGGGGAACGGGUGGCAAGAAGGCUAGCAGAUAUUGAAUCAAGUGAUUCUAGUGUUCACAUGCUUCUUGCUAACAUUUAUGCCUCUGCUGAUAGAUGGGAAGACAUGACAAAGGUGAGAAGGAACAUGAAUAAUCUCCGAGUUAGAAAGGUACCAGGAUGUAGUUCAGUAGAGAUUAACAGUUUCGUCUGUUAGUAUUUUAUUAGAGAUGUGAGAACACUAGAAUGAAGAAAUCCUUGUUGAGAUCAAUAGAGAAAUCUGCACCAAGAGUCCAAUUGCAUCUUCUUGUGUCCUUAUUGUUGAAGCUAUGAAGAGACAUUUGAAAGAGUCCAACUGCUGCUUCUACUUACCAUGUUCUUCAUUGGCCUAGUGUGGUUUGUUUAAUUAAAAUCACAAAGCCCCUUGUGCAUGUAUUAAGAAUAGUUGAUGGGAUGCACUUACUGUUCGUUUCUUACGCUGAAUUAUAUAAUAUUGAUUUGUAUAGUAUUAUUUUAAAUUGUAUUGUAUAUUAUAUUUUUGUGUAA